Molecule: messenger RNA, 720 nt
Organism: Soboliphyme baturini
Lineage: Eukaryota; Metazoa; Nematoda; Enoplea; Dioctophymatida; Soboliphymatidae
Source: the annotation of a GenBank genome assembly
AUGGUGAUAAAGGCGUUGACUAGAUUGGCCGCGUUGCUGCCGUCCGGCCGGCAGCAGGUGACUAUCAUCGAUGAAGUCGAUAACGCUGCGGUGUUGGUCGCCGCCGUGCCGGUGCGCCUGGUGGUGAAUUACGCGACGCAGGGCGUUGACCUGCGCGGUGGCGGUGGUGAAGGGAGGCAGCUAGCCAGCGUUGUCUCGAUCUUCAAACAGCACUGCUACCCGACCAGCGAGGAGAUGGUGGUCGCCGCCGACUCAUCCGGCGUCCUGCACGACUAUUACUCUAAACUGACCUUUCCCUUGGCUGCGCCAUCCGCCACCACAUCACCAUCGCAGCCCGUAGGUGGCGCAUGCCGGCAGCAGGACUUGAGUCUCAAUGUUCAGGUACACUCGCAGUACGCGUUGGUCGGUCGACAGGGCGGAUCCGCUGGGGGCAUGUACGCACCCAACUCCGUGCCUGAUAGCACUACUACUUCGUCGACGACCGCCGUCCAGCAGAGUCCUACUGCCAGCAACCACCGUUUCAGCAUCGCGCACUCGGAACCGGUGGACCAACGGCCGGCUGACUGCGGACUGUUCUUCGAAGACCUGAAGUCGUCUUUGCCGCCUCCUCCGUCUUUGCCUCCUCCCGGCCUGCCUUUUUUGGACGCGUCGUAUGGCACACCGGACCAGAUGUCAUACACGAAAUUUUGCGAGCCUAUCAUCAGGCAGCAGGGUACUUGA